Rattus rattus (black rat) is the source of this 1797-nucleotide messenger RNA. It is a transcript of the gene Pdia2, whose product is annotated as protein disulfide isomerase family A member 2. Gene Ontology annotation, molecular function: protein disulfide isomerase activity. The transcript is spliced from 10 exons. Lineage: Eukaryota; Metazoa; Chordata; Mammalia; Rodentia; Muridae. Gene Ontology annotation, biological process: response to endoplasmic reticulum stress; protein folding. The coding region runs from base 37 to 1710 and encodes 557 amino acids. The record is from RefSeq and is a predicted model, not a curated record. Gene Ontology annotation, cellular component: endoplasmic reticulum.
ACUUUAUCUGCGCCAGCCUGCAGGGCCCAACACACCAUGGAUGAUCGGUUUCUGCCAGUGUUGCUGCUCCUGCUGGGUGUCUCAGGCUCAUGGGGACAGGGAGAGGAGCCGGGGGGUCCCCCAGAGGUGCUUUCUGAGGAGUCCAUUGGGGAAGAAGUCCCCGAGGAGGAUGGAAUCUUGGUUUUGAACCACCAAACCCUGAGCCUGGCACUACAGGAGCAUUCAGCCCUGAUGGUGGAGUUUUAUGCCCCAUGGUGUGGUCACUGCAAGGCACUAGCUCCUGAGUACAGCAAGGCAGCUGCCCUGCUGGCAGCUGAGUCAGCCGCGGUCACCUUGGCCAAGGUGGAUGGGCCUGCGGAACCAGAGCUGACCAAGGAGUUUGGAGUGGUAGGGUACCCUACACUCAAGUUCUUCCAGAAUGGAAACCGCACAAACCCAGAAGAAUACAUAGGGCCCAAGAAAGCUGAGGGCAUUGCUGAGUGGCUGAGGCGGCGAGUGGGGCCCAGCGCCACACGUCUGGAGGAUGAGGAAGGUGUCCAGGCACUGAUGGCCAAAUGGGAUAUGGUGGUCAUUGGCUUCUUUCAGGAUCUACAGGAAGAGGAUGUGGCAACUUUCCUGGCCUUGGCCAGGGAUGCUCUGGACAUGGCCUUUGGCUUCACUGACCAGCCACAGCUUUUUGAGAAGUUUGGCCUCACCAAGGACACUGUGGUCCUUUUCAAGAAGUUUGAUGAGGGUCGGGCCGACUUCCCGGUAGACAAGGAGGCUGGCCUGGACCUGGGGGACCUGUCCCGCUUCCUCAUCACACACAGCAUGCACCUGGUCACAGAAUUCAACAGCCAGACAUCACCUAAGAUCUUUGCAGCCAGGAUCCUCAACCACCUGCUGCUGUUUGUGAACCAGACACUAGCUCAGCACAGGGAGCUACUGACAGGCUUCAGGGAGGCAGCUCCUCCAUUCCGGGGGCAGGUGUUGUUCGUGAUGGUGGAUGUGGCCGCUGACAACAGCCAUGUGCUAAAUUAUUUUGGCCUCAAGGCUGAGGAAGCCCCCACCCUGCGUCUGAUUAAUGUUGAGACUACCAAGAAGUAUGCACCUAAAGGGGUGAUACCCAUCACUGCAGCUUCUGUGGCUGCAUUCUGCCAGGCAGUCCUCCAUGGGGAAGUCAAGCACUAUCUCCUGAGCCAGGAGAUACCCCCCGACUGGGACCAGCGGCCAGUCAAGACUCUUGUGAGCAAAAAUUUUGAGCAGGUUGCCUUUGAUGAAACCAAGAAUGUGUUUGUCAAGUUCUAUGCCCCAUGGUGCAGCCACUGCAAGGAGAUGGCUCCAGCCUGGGAGGCACUGGCAGAGAAGUACAGGGAUCGUGAGGACAUUGUCAUUGCUGAGAUGGAUGCUACAGCUAACGAGCUGGAGGCCUUCUCUGUGCAUGGCUAUCCCACUCUCAAGUUCUUCCCUGCAGGACCUGACCGAAAGGUGAAGGGACAGAGGUGGGUGGGGAGUGGACUACUACUCCAAAGCUGGCUCCAGGCUGGGGAACAUCCCCUCAAGUCAUCAUCUUCUCAGAUUAUAGAAUACAAAAGCACCAGGGACCUAGAGACAUUCUCCAAGUUCCUGGACAGAGGAGGUGACCUGCCUGAGGAAGAAUCCAAGGAGCCUGCAGUCUCUGCCCCAGAAGCACAACCCAAUUCCACCUUGGGUCCCAAGGAGGAGCUGUAGCCAUUGGGACACUGUAUUCCAGAGAGUGGUGUCCUCACUCAGGUGCAGGAGGGAGCUGUGCACUAUGAAUAAACAUGCUGUCCCAGA